CAUAAAUAACUUGUUCAUAAUAUUAUUGAAUAAUUGAGUUACAUUAACUGCGCUUUGUUACCAAUUACUGCGUAGUAUUACAUCAAAAUGUGGUUUUUAGUAAUAUUCCCUGUGUUGAUAAUAACAUUAUACAAGGUACGAAAGAUCUACACCUACUGGAAAGGCCGAGGGGUACCUUAUUGCGUGCAUCCCUUGCAUUGUUUCGGACUGUUUAGUGAAAACGCACUCCGGAUCAAUUGUUAUUCUGAUGUUUUCGAAGAACUAUACUAUAAAUUUAAAAAUAAAAGGUACAUCGGGUUCUACAACUUUUUCCAGCCAGUUCUACUGAUUCGCGACCCAAAUCUCCUUAAACGCAUAUGUGUGAAGGACUACCACGCAUUUUCUGUACAUUCAGAAGCUAUACCAUUGAAUCUAGACGAGCAAUGGUCCAAAAACAUGUACGCCGAGACGAAUACACAGCGGUGGCAAAAGUUAAGAACAUCGAUGACGCCGUCUUUUACAAGUAAUAAACUGAAAAGCUCGUUUCCUGCAGUUGAACAAUUUGCCAUCGAGUUCGUUAAUUACCUGAGAGAGAGCAUUGAUAAAAACGUUACCGUGAAUAUGCUGGAGAUUAUCAGAAGAGUUUUAAGCGAUAUUACGGUUAACGCUUACUUUGGUGUUAAGUGUGACUCUUUAAGGGAGCCCAAAAAUAUAGUUCAUCUGAUGGUUCACGAAGCGAUGACGCUACCUUGUUUUCACGGUUUUACCCAUUUGUGUAGCAGAGUCUGCCCCAAAUUGUUACAGCUACUUGGCGUAAAAGUGUACAAGGCAAGUGUACAGAAUUUUUUUGCUGAGAUGAUGGAAAGGCGCUUACAGUUAGAAUUUGAGAAUGGGUUCAAACCUUACGAUAUCAUUACCGCUUUACCUGAAUUGCAAGGUGUCAAAUUUUCAAAUACGGAGAAGCUUAAUAGAAGUUUAAUUGACGACAUCACAGGCCAUGCAUUUCUACUGACAUUUGCGGGCUAUGAAACUACUGUGACCACUCUGAUGUCAUUACUUUAUGAGCUAACGGUCAACGAUGUUGUCCAAGAAAAUUUAUACAGAGAUAUCAUUCAAACUUUGGAUAAAUACAAUGGAAAUGUAUGUUACGAGUCAGUUAAGGCGAUGGAAUAUCUAGAGAGCGCAAUUGAGGGUAACAAUCUCAUUUUUUCUGGAAGAUUGAGAAUGCUUUCUUUGUCCUUUGCGUGCACCAUAUGGUUUAGUUUCUCCCGAAAAGGGUCUGUCGAAAUUGAAGUCCUGAGGCUACAUCCCCCUGCCCCAGUAAUUGAUCGGCUAGCAACGGUAAACUACGAAAUCAAAGCAGAACAUCCAAACGAGGAAGAUGUGGUAAUCGAAAAAGGUACGCCAAUUUGGAUUUUGGCAAAAGCGAUCCAAAACGAUGCCGAUUACUUUCCUGAUCCGAAAAAGUUUAACCCCGAUCGAUUUUUGAGCAAAAAUCGACAUACAGUCGCGCAAUACACAAACAUACCCAUUGGAGCAGGGCCUAGAUCUUGUCCUGGGUAUCGAUAUGGAAUACUGCAAGUGAAAGUGAUUAUCGUCAAUUUGUUGUUAAAUUUCAAACUUUUACCAACGGAGCAGACUUACGUGAGGAAAUCUAGCAAAACUUAUACCAUCCGUAAACAUGGUGUUUGGGUUCAUUUAAAGACCAGACUGAAAUAAAACGUAUAUUGAACAAUAAAUUAAAGCAUAUUCUACAUUUAAUGCAAUUUUGUGCUUGAUUCUUAAUUUUUUCAUUUAUUUUGUUUUCAUAUGUAGAAUUGAACUACUUAGUACCGUUCUUAGUCGAACGACAAAAUAGAUAAAUGUAUCCGAA
Messenger RNA from Photinus pyralis (common eastern firefly), 1852 nucleotides. RefSeq names its product cytochrome P450 6j1-like. Bases 88 to 1698 code for a protein of 536 amino acids. NCBI's taxonomy places the organism in Eukaryota, Metazoa, Arthropoda, Insecta, Coleoptera, Lampyridae. The transcript has 6 exons. The record is from RefSeq and is a predicted model, not a curated record. Gene Ontology annotation, molecular function: monooxygenase activity; oxidoreductase activity, acting on paired donors, with incorporation or reduction of molecular oxygen; iron ion binding.